Molecule: messenger RNA, 1464 nt
Organism: Medicago truncatula (barrel medic)
Lineage: Eukaryota; Viridiplantae; Streptophyta; Magnoliopsida; Fabales; Fabaceae
Product: beta-amyrin 11-oxidase
Exons: 8
Coding region: 1-1464 (487 amino acids)
Biological process (GO): sterol metabolic process; multicellular organism development; brassinosteroid biosynthetic process
Cellular component (GO): endoplasmic reticulum
Molecular function (GO): iron ion binding; ent-kaurenoic acid monooxygenase activity; heme binding
Source: RefSeq, a predicted model, not a curated record
AUGGAACUUCAAUGGUUUUGGAUGUUUGCUGCCACUUUGUUGGCAUGUUACAUUUUUGUUAGCAAAGUUAUGAGGAAUUUGAAUGGAUGGUAUUAUGAUCUUAUAUUUAAAAACAAACAAUAUCCACUACCUCCUGGUGACAUGGGAUGGCCUUUAAUUGGAAAUCUUUGGUCCUUCUUCAAAUAUUUCUAUUCUGGUCGCGGUGAAAUGUUCAUCAACAACAUUAUUUUCAAAUUUGGACGAACUGGUAUUUACAAGACUCAUUUGUAUGGAAGUCCAAGCAUCAUUGUCAUUGCACCUGCUAUAUGCAAGAAAGUCCUAAUAGAUGAAGUGACUUUUAAGAUUGGUUAUCCAAAAUCCGCCCUUGAAUUAGGCGAUAGUAAGAUUCUACAUAAAGAACGCGGACGUUUUAAACAACUAGUAUCAUCUCCUAUCAAUGGUCACAAUGUAUUAGAAAUGUACUUAGAGCGUAUUGAGGAUAUUGUGAUCAACAAGCUAGAAGAAUUGUCUAGCAUGAAACACCCUGUUGAGUUCCUUACGGAGAUGAAGAAAGCUUCUUUUGAAUUCGUCAUUCACAUUUUCUUUGACUCUUGCGAUCAAGAUACCGUGAACAAAAUUGGAGAUUUAUUUAAUGUUAUGAGUAUUGCCUUGUUAUCUUUCAUGCCCAUAAAUGUACCUGGUUUUGCAUACAACAAAGCAUUAAAGGCACGUAUGGAGUUUGUCAAAAUAAUUGAAAAUAUUAUUUGUGGAAGGAGAAUGGCGAUAAAAAAUGGACAAAUUGGAGAAAAUAAUAAUUUGUUAGACAUUAUUUUGGAAACCAAAGACGAAAGGGGUGAAAAAUUGGAGGAUAAGGACAUUAUUGACUUACUGAUAGCCUUUCUAUUUGGUGCUCAUGAUUCAAUUGCAACUGCUUCUAUGUGGUCAGUUAUGUAUCUUGCACAAAAUCCACUUUGUUUGAAGAAAGCCAAGGAAGAGCAAGAAGGAAUUUUGAAAGCAAGAUCAACCUCCCAAAAACGAUUAAGUAUUGAGGAAAUUAAGAAAAUGAUUUAUCUUUCUCAGGUUGUUGAUGAAACAAUACGCCAUAUCACUAUCUUUUCAGCUUUUCGAGAGGCAGCAAUUGAUGUAAACAUCAAUGGUUAUUUCAUACCAAAGGGAUGGAAAGUACUAGUUUGGCUAAGCGCUCUUCAUAUGGAUCCCGAGUAUUACUCAAAUCCAAAAGAAUUUAAUCCAACGAGAUGGGAUGAUUAUAACCCAGGAUCAGGAACCUUUAUUCCUUUUGGAGUAGGUCGAAGGCUUUGUCCUGGAAGAGACCUGGCCAAAUAUGAAAUAUCUAUAUUUCUACACUAUUUUGUCCUUAAUUACAAGUUGGAGCGAAUAAAUCCUGAAUGUCCAAUUACUAGUUUCCCAUAUUCUAAGCCAAUAGACAAUUGUCUUGCUAAGGUCAUAAAGAUCUCUGAUUCUUAA